UUACAUCAUAUAUAAAAGAAUAGGAGUAACAAAGGGCUUUGUUUGGCUAAACCAUUGUGAGCAAGAAAAGAAAAUUUGUUUUCAUAAUAAAAGGUUGAAAGUUACAUAGCUGGCUUAAGCUGUGAGCAGCAAAUGGUAAAGACAGUGUAAAGAGAACUUCGCAAAAUGUUUCAUAUUUCAGGUAUUUCACCAUUGCAACAAACCAGUUCAUUCAAGAAAUCUAAAAGUAAACCUGACAAAUGUCUUAGAACUCGAAACACUGUAUGGUUGAAGAAAAAUGGAUUAAAAGCAAGAAAAUUGACAAUAAUAGAUGUUGUUGCUCCUUCUGUGUUACAAAUAACAACAGAAGAUGCGGAAAGCACACCAGAGUCUGAACCUACUACAUGUGACAUACAGUUAAUGACAGCUGUCAAUCUUCCAUCUUAUGAUGAAAAGUUAAGAUCUGCUAUAGAUGAAUAUGAAGAGAGACUCGAUUUAAUUGUUUGGAAAAGUUUGUCUCGUAAAGAACAAAGAAGGCAAGUAACAUUUCUAUUUAAAUAUUAUUCUGCUACUACUAUAAGUAUAAGUGUUUUACAUUUGCGGUGCCUCGAUGAAUUUUUCUUCUAA
Molecule: messenger RNA, 606 nt
Organism: Ciona intestinalis (vase tunicate)
Lineage: Eukaryota; Metazoa; Chordata; Ascidiacea; Phlebobranchia; Cionidae
Source: RefSeq, a predicted model, not a curated record